Messenger RNA from Symsagittifera roscoffensis, 640 nucleotides. RefSeq names its product small nuclear ribonucleoprotein F-like. The transcript has 2 exons. The record is from RefSeq and is a predicted model, not a curated record. Lineage: Eukaryota; Metazoa; Xenacoelomorpha; Acoela; Convolutidae. Bases 30 to 284 code for a protein of 84 amino acids. Gene Ontology annotation, biological process: spliceosomal snRNP assembly; mRNA splicing, via spliceosome. Gene Ontology annotation, molecular function: RNA binding. Gene Ontology annotation, cellular component: pICln-Sm protein complex; catalytic step 2 spliceosome; U1 snRNP.
UGUACUGUUACCAUCACCCUUCCUUCAUCAUGUCUAUGCCCCUGAACCCGAAACCCUUCCUGAACAACCUGACAGGCAAGCCAGUGUUCGUGCGUCUGAAGUGGGGCCAGGAGUACAAGGGAUAUCUGAUAGCAGUGGACGGAUACAUGAAUGUACAGCUAGACCAGACCGAGGAGUGGAUUGACGGAAACUGUGCUGGUGCAUUGGGCGAGGUUUUAAUCAGGUGCAAUAAUAUUCUCUACAUCAGAGGGGCCGAAGACGAAGAUGGAAAAGCAAUGGAUUAAAUUGAAAGGAAAAGAAGCUAGAUUGAAAUUCUUGACUGUUUUGGACAACGAGGCAGCUUUUGAGAGUGACGAAGAGCAGCUGAACUCUUCAAUGGUGAUAAUUAACUGCAGAUCUAUCGUACAAAACUGAAAACUGAUGAAGUUAUGUAAUUUAGCGAAACCGGUUAUUCUAUUUCCAGUGAAAUCUGGAAUGCAAAAUUUGGAAUGAUUUAUGCCUAUAGUUUUAUGUUUCUGUUCGUGAGGUUUUUGUUAUUUAUCAGCCCCCAUACUGUAUUUGUCAAAUGCUGUUUUGUUUACUCGUUUAAAAUUGAAUUUUCUCCAACAUGAUUUCUUUGAAAUAGAACCCUUUUUUAAUA